AGAUUUUGUAUUCCGUUUCUCGGACCCCAACGAGGCAAAAUCCAGCAAGGCUUCUCGCGGAGGCUCUCUUUCCCUUUCUCUCUCCUGGCGAAAAGAGGAAGAAUUCGAGGGAAGCGAAAAGGGGCAAGAAAUCUAUCGUCUUUUUCGAAUCGGAAGUGAUGGCAUCCUCUUCAGAUUCAUGGUUGAGGGAGUUAAAUGAAGCCUCCAAGCUCGCAGAUGAUAUCGGUGCCAUGAUUUCUGAAAGAGGUUCUCUGCCUCCAUCGGGACCAGAUACCCAACGUCAUACAUCUGCCAUUCGGAGGAAGAUAACAAUUCUUGGGACUAAACUUGAUAGUUUGGAGUCCCUGCUCUCCAAGCUUCCUAGCAAACAGCCAAUAUCAAAUAAGGAGUUGCAUAAGCGCCGGGACAUGCUCUCAAAUUUGAGAUCUAAAGCAAAACAGAUGGCCUCUACAUUAAAUAUGUCAAACUUUGCUAAGAGGGAAGACUUGCUUGGACAAAGUAAAUCAACUGAUGAGAUAAAUAGAACUGCAGGAUUGGAUAAUCAUGGUGUUGUUGGUUUACAGAGGCAGAUUAUGAGAGAGCAAGACGAGGGCCUUGAGAGGUUGGAAGAGACAGUGCUGAGCACAAAACAUAUUGCAUUAACAGUUAAUGAGGAGUUGGAUCUGCAUACAAGAUUGAUCGAUAACUUGGACCAUCAUGUGGACUUAACCGGUUCAAGGCUCCAGCGAGUGCAAAGGAGACUAGCAAUUCUUAACAAGCGCACAAAAGGUGGUUGUUCGUGCAUGUGCCUGCUCUUAUCGGUUGUUGCUAUGGUAAUUCUGGCUGUUAUUGUUUGGGCUCUUAUCAAAUAUUUGUAGAAGUGGCACAAAAUUGUCACUACACUUCAUCACUGUGAGCUUUCUCUAUAAUUUGCAAGAGUCAAUAGGAAGCUAGCCUCGUGUGUUCGAUGCGGAGGCUUCAUUUGAUUUUCCUGGCUAAAGCAAACCAAUCGUGGAAAAUGAUGUUUAUAAGAGAAUACUUUAUUGUGGAUCAACACUUGAUUGUAAUGUUAAGAGUGUGUUUGUCUUGAAG
Messenger RNA from Phoenix dactylifera (date palm), 1071 nucleotides. Its product is annotated as syntaxin-52-like. Gene Ontology annotation, biological process: vesicle fusion; intracellular protein transport. Gene Ontology annotation, cellular component: SNARE complex; endomembrane system. The record is from RefSeq and is a predicted model, not a curated record. Lineage: Eukaryota; Viridiplantae; Streptophyta; Magnoliopsida; Arecales; Arecaceae. Gene Ontology annotation, molecular function: SNAP receptor activity; SNARE binding.